This is a messenger RNA of Nicotiana attenuata, 642 nucleotides long. RefSeq lists its product as uncharacterized. The transcript is spliced from 2 exons. The record is from RefSeq and is a predicted model, not a curated record. Lineage: Eukaryota; Viridiplantae; Streptophyta; Magnoliopsida; Solanales; Solanaceae. The coding region runs from base 1 to 642 and encodes 213 amino acids.
AUGAGGGAGAUUCUGGAGAAGAGAAGGAGAAAGAAGAAAAUAAUAGUGAAGAAGAGGGUAGUUCUGAGUGAGGUUGAGGAUCAAGAAAAAGCAAGUGAGAGCGAAGGGGUGGAUGAAGAAAGUGAGGAAGAGAGUGAGAAUAUGAACGAGGAAUUUGAAUGCUCUAUAACCAUUGAGAACACUGUCAUAGCCCCUUCAGAAGAAGCAGGUGGAAAGAAAAGGACUCAAGAGCCUAGGCCCUUGUUAUCUCCUUUCACUGGAGAGGAAGAGGUUAGCAGUGAUGAAGAUGACAUGCCAUUGUCUGGGAUAGGGAAGAAACCCAAGAAGAAUCCUGUGAAAGCAAUAAAGUCUGCAAUCCCAACAAGGAAAGAAGUGGCUCCUUCUGCCAGAACUUCUCUUACAAGGAGUAAAAGAAAGGCUGUUGAUGAACAAAUCAUUAAGGAGUCAAGAGGUGCCAAGAAGCCAAGGAAGAAAGUUUCAAUUAUGGAACCUCUGGUUGAGUCGGAUGGAGAAGAUGAGUCUGAGUCCGCUUUGCCAGAAAGUCCUCUACACAAAAGAGAAAGGUUGCCAAAGCUACAAAAACUGCUACCCCAUCUGCAAGGUCCAGUAGAGGAAAGAAGAGAAAGAAUAUGCCAGCUGUAG